UGCCCGGAAUCCUGCCUAUGCUACAAUGAACCGAAAAUCACCUUCAGUUGUUCACAGCAAAGACUGACUGCCAUCCCUUUAUACAUUCCAACACAGACUCAGCGUAUUUUUCUUCACAAUAACAAAAUAACAUUUGUAAGGGCAACUAGCUUCACCUCCUGCCAGAACCUUACUAUUCUAUGGAUCCAUUCAAACAAUAUCAGUCAUAUAGAGUCUGGAGCACUUUAUGGAUUAACAAAACUGGAAGAACUAGACAUGAGUGACAACUAUAACCUCAGAUCUGUCGCUCCGCUCACAUUUCGAGGUCUUGUUCACUUACAUACUUUACACCUCAAUCGCUGUGGUCUGCAGGACUUACCUCUUGGAAUCUUCCAAGGCCUCCUUUUCUCUUUGCAGUACCUCUAUCUUCAUGAUAACAACCUUUAUUUCUUGCAUGAUGAAACAUUUGUGGAUCUGGGGAACCUCACUUACUUAUUUCUUCAUGGUAACAAACUCAGUACCCUAUCUGAAAAUGUAUUUAGUGGCCUCAUAAAUUUAGACAGAUUACUGGUUCAUCAAAACAGGCUGGAUUAUGUCCAUCGCAGAACUUUUCAUGAUCUUAAGAAAGUAACAACUCUCUACUUGUUUAGUAACAACUUAACCAUUCUCAAGGGAGAAAUACUGUCACCUUUAGUCUCCCUUCAAUAUCUACGUUUAAAUGCAAACCAGUGGAUCUGUGACUGCAGAGCUAAAUCCCUGUGGAACUGGUUGAAAGCAUUCAAAGGCUCAUCAUCAGAGCUGGAGUGUUAUGUUCCACCAAACCUUGCUGGGAAGGACCUUAAAAAACUAGUCAUCACAGAUCUUGAUGGAUGUGCCAAUACUUCUUUCCAUCAAAUGAGAACAGGCCUAUUUGGAGUCAAGGGCGAAGAGAUUGCAGACAGCUGCUGUCAACCUCCAGUCGCUUCUCAUACGAGCAGAGUCUUGCCAAAUAUCCCAGUCAAAGACAAAGAAAAUAUUUCAAAGACAAAAAUCAUUGGUAAUGCUGACCCUAAAAAAAACAAAACAUAUAAGCCUAUUAAUUACUCCCCUUUUGGAACAUUCACAAGCAAAGUAGAUAACUCUUUAACUAAGUUGAAUCAAAAUAAUGUUUUUGAUUCAGUUGAACCUUCCACCGUCCCAAACAAAAAGAGGAUUCCCUGCUCAAAAAAAGUUAAGUCAAAAUCACAGUGUCGAAUGUACCAACCGGGAACCAACUCUGGAUUACCGAAUUUGCACACCAUGGAUCUUCUAUAUGUAACUCUGAUUUUCAUCCACCAGAUGCACUUUUAA
Staurois parvus is the source of this 1308-nucleotide messenger RNA. NCBI's taxonomy places the organism in Eukaryota, Metazoa, Chordata, Amphibia, Anura, Ranidae. The record is from the annotation of a GenBank genome assembly.